Messenger RNA from Talpa occidentalis (Iberian mole), 3019 nucleotides. It is a transcript of the gene VAC14, whose product is annotated as VAC14 component of PIKFYVE complex. The record is from RefSeq and is a predicted model, not a curated record. Bases 283 to 2634 code for a protein of 783 amino acids. Gene Ontology annotation, cellular component: endosome membrane; PAS complex. Gene Ontology annotation, biological process: positive regulation of kinase activity; phosphatidylinositol biosynthetic process. The transcript has 19 exons. NCBI's taxonomy places the organism in Eukaryota, Metazoa, Chordata, Mammalia, Eulipotyphla, Talpidae.
CCGGGCAUCAUGGCCGCUGCCCCGUGAGCGCCGCAGGUGCCUGGCGGGAAUGAGUCGCGUGAGCCGUUAGGCAGCACCUGGCAGGUGUGCGGGGACCGGAUCCGGGUCCGGGUUCUGAGGCGGCGCUCCACGGUCGAGAGAAGCAGGUAGGCCUGGGACUGCGUGGUCCAUGAGCCGGCGCCGGAGGCAGCGCGGAGCCGCACACUCCCCUGGCCCCGGCGCGACCCGGGCAGCCGCGGGCUGAGGAGUCGCGGGGCGCCGGGAGCGCCCCCAGCCGCCACCAUGAACCCGGAGAAGGACUUCGCUCCACUCACGCCCAACAUCGUGCGGGCUCUCAAUGACAAGCUCUACGAGAAGCGGAAGGUGGCAGCGCUGGAAAUCGAGAAGCUGGUCCGGGAGUUCGUGGCCCAGAACAACACAAUGCAAAUCAAGCAUGUGAUCCAGACCCUGUCUCAGGAGUUCGCUCUAUCUCAGCACCCCCACAGCCGGAAAGGGGGCCUCAUCGGCCUGGCCGCCUGCUCCAUCGCGCUGGGCAAGGACUCAGGGCUGUACCUGAAGGAGUUGAUUGAGCCAGUGCUGACCUGCUUCAACGACACAGACAGCCGGCUACGCUACUACGCCUGUGAAGCCCUCUACAACAUCGUCAAGGUGGCCCGCGGCGCUGUGCUGCCCCACUUCAACGUGCUAUUUGACGGCCUGAGUAAGUUGGCUGCGGACCCAGACCCCAAUGUGAAGAGCGGAUCUGAGCUCCUAGACCGCCUCUUAAAGGACAUCGUGACAGAGAGCAGCAAGUUUGACCUGGUGGGCUUCAUCCCCUUAUUGCGGGAGAGGAUCUACUCCAACAACCAGUAUGCCCGGCAGUUCAUCAUCUCCUGGAUCCUGGUUCUGGAGUCUGUGCCAGACAUUAACCUGCUGGAUUACCUGCCGGAGAUCCUGGAUGGACUUUUCCAGAUCCUGGGCGAUAAUGGCAAAGAGAUUCGGAAAAUGUGUGAAGUGGUCCUUGGAGAAUUCCUGAAAGAAAUCAAGAAGAACCCGUCUAGUGUGAAGUUUGCUGAGAUGGCCAACAUCCUGGUGAUCCACUGCCAGACCACAGAUGAUCUGAUCCAGCUGACAGCCAUGUGCUGGAUGCGGGAGUUCAUCCAGCUGGCCGGCCGGGUGAUGCUGCCCUAUUCUUCUGGGAUCCUGACCGCCGUCUUGCCCUGCCUGGCUUAUGAUGACCGCAAGAAAAGCAUCAAGGAGGUUGCCAAUGUAUGCAACCAGAGCCUGAUGAAGCUGGUCACCCCUGAGGAUGAUGAGCCCGAGGAGCCGAAGUCUGUGGUGCCAAAGCAGGUAGACCCCAACCCUGAUGACUCCCUGGCGAAGCAGGAAGGGACAGCUGGUGGAGUGCCAGAUGGUUCCUGUGACUCCAGCUUCGGUAGUGGCAUCAACGUCUUCAGUCCAGCCAGCACUGACAGGGCCCCGGUCACCCUCCACCUCGACGGGAUUGUGCAGGUCCUGAACUGCCACCUCAGUGACAUGGCCAUCGGCAUGAUGACCAGGAUUGCCGUCCUCAAGUGGCUAUACCACCUCUACAUCAAGACGCCCCGGAAGAUGUUCCGGCACACGGACAGCCUCUUCCCCAUUCUCCUGCAGACGUUAUCAGAUGAAUCGGAUGAGGUUAUCCUGAAGAAUCUAGAGGUUUUGGCAGAAAUUGCUUCCUCCCCCGCAGGCCAGACGGAUGACCCAGGCCCCGUUGAUGGCCCUGAACUCCGGGUCAGCCACUCAGACCUUCAGGUGCCCACCCCUGGCAGAACCAGCCUACUGAGCUCGCCCAGUACCAAAGGCUUAGAAUGUUCUCCCUCCACUCCCACCAUGAACUCCUACUUCUAUAAGUUCAUGAUCAACCUUCUCAAGAGGUUCAGCAGUGAACGGAAGCUGCUGGAGGUCAGAGGCGCCUUCAUCAUCAGGCAGCUGUGCCUCCUGCUGAACGCUGAGAACAUCUUCCACUCGAUGGCAGACAUCUUGCUCCGAGAGGAGGACCUCAAGUUCGCCUCCACCAUGGUGCACACCCUCAACACCAUCCUGCUCACCUCCUCUGAGCUCUUCCAGCUCAGGAACCAGCUCAAGGACCUGAAGACUCUGGAGAGCCAGAACCUCUUCUGCUGCCUCUACCGCUCCUGGUGCCACAACCCCGUCACCACCGUGUCCCUCUGCUUCCUCACCCAGAACUACCGGCACGCCUACGACCUCAUCCAGAAGUUUGGGGACCUGGAGGUGACCGUGGAUUUCCUCACAGAGGUGGACAAGCUGGUGCAGCUGAUUGAGUGCCCCAUCUUCACAUAUCUGCGCCUGCAGCUGCUCGACGUGAAGAACAACCCGUACCUGAUCAAGGCCCUGUAUGGCCUGCUCAUGCUGCUGCCCCAGAGCAGCGCCUUCCAGCUGCUGUCCCACCGGCUCCAGUGCGUGCCCAACCCCGAGCUGCUGCAGACCGAAGACAGUCUGGAGGCCGCCCCCAGGUCGCAGAAGACAGACACCCCCAGCAUUGACUAUGCAGAACUGCUGCAGCACUUCGAGAAGGUCCAGAAGAAGCACCUGGAAGUGAGGCAUCAGCGGAGUGGGCGCGGGGACCACCUGGACAGGAGGGUCGUCCUCUGACGGGCGUGGCAUGGGGCAGGGCCAGGAGUGGCCUGCAGAGCACCCAGGGUCUUCAGGAGCCUGAGGACCUGCCUGAGGCAGGGGGUGGAGGCUGCUGUCUACUCGAGCUCCUCUCAGCCCAGCCCUGGGCCCCCAGCCCUGUCAGCUGCACCCUCAUUCUGAUAGAGCCGGCUCCCGCCAGGGUGGGGCCGCAACCUCAGGUGCCACCCGCCUGCUGGAACUGAUCUUUUCCUAGUACCCUCUGUGACGGAAGUUGACGGCGCCAGAGCGCCGGCCUCGGGCAGAGAUGUGUAUACACAGGUGGACGUUCCUGUGUGCACACGGGCCCAGCGCAGAGGUCCCUGGGAAUGAUGCACCCCACCCCAAUAAAGAGCCGACAAACCCU